Misgurnus anguillicaudatus (oriental weatherfish) is the source of this 2557-nucleotide messenger RNA. RefSeq names its product protein kinase, cAMP-dependent, regulatory, type I, alpha (tissue specific extinguisher 1) b (gene prkar1ab). Gene Ontology annotation, cellular component: cytosol; cAMP-dependent protein kinase complex. Gene Ontology annotation, molecular function: cAMP binding; cAMP-dependent protein kinase inhibitor activity; protein kinase A catalytic subunit binding. The record is from RefSeq and is a predicted model, not a curated record. Gene Ontology annotation, biological process: negative regulation of cAMP-dependent protein kinase activity. Lineage: Eukaryota; Metazoa; Chordata; Actinopteri; Cypriniformes; Cobitidae.
UCCAUGUGAGAACCAAGCCGAUUGACGUCAAUGGCAGACUUUGGUGUGUUACCGUUUCCGGUGGGCUGACAUCCAAACGCUUGUGAGGAAUAAAUAGUUGCAGUGUUGUCUCUGAAUAUUACGGAAUAACACGCAGACCGAGUCCCGUUAUUAAGGCUCGAUCAAAGAUCAGAUCUAGCGUUCACCAUGGCAUCAGGCAAUGUGGCCAGCGAGGAGGAGAAGAGUCUGCGGGACUGUGAGUUAUAUGUGCAGAAACACAACAUCCAGCAGCUUCUGAAGGACUGCAUCGUUCAACUGUGCACCUCACGGCCUGACAGACCCAUGGCUUUCCUCAGAGAAUACUUUGAGAGACUUGAAAAGGAAGAAGCUAAACAGAUCCAAAACCAGCAGAAAGCCAGUUCUCGCUCGGACUCACGUGAAGAUGAAGUCUCUCCUCCCAUGAAUCCUGUGGUGAAGGGUCGCAGACGGAGAGGAGCCAUCAGUGCUGAGGUCUAUACUGAGGAGGAUGCUGCUUCAUAUGUUAGGAAGGUUAUCCCUAAAGACUACAAAACUAUGGCUGCUCUUGCCAAAGCUAUUGAAAGGAACGUUCUCUUCUCACAUUUGGAUGACAAUGAACGAAGUGACAUUUUUGAUGCAAUGUUCCCAGUCACAUACAUUGCAGGAGAGAUUGUCAUCCAGCAAGGUGAUGAGGGCGAUAACUUUUAUGUCAUCGACCAGGGCGAAAUGGAUGUGUAUGUUAACAGUGAGUGGGCCACCAGCAUUGGAGAGGGGGGCAGCUUUGGAGAGCUGGCUCUAAUCUACGGUACCCCGAGAGCUGCGACUGUCAGAGCCAAGACCAAUGUCAAGCUGUGGGGUAUUGACAGAGACAGCUACAGGAGAAUACUGAUGGGAAGCACUUUGAGGAAGAGGAAGAUGUAUGAGAAGUUCCUAAGCAAAGUAUCCAUUUUAGAGUCUCUGGAUAAGUGGGAGCGUCUGACCGUGGCUGAUGCUUUAGAGACGGUGCAGUUUGAGGAUGGUCAGAAGAUCGUAGUGCAAGGAGAACCAGGAGAUGAGUUUUUCAUCAUCCUGGAGGGAUGUGCAGCUGUUUUGCAGCGGAGAUCAGAGAACGAGGAGUUUGUAGAGGUCGGACGGUUAGGACCAUCAGACUACUUUGGUGAGAUCGCUCUGCUGAUGAACCGGCCCCGUGCAGCCACCGUGGUGGCCCGUGGCCCGCUGAAGUGCGUCAAACUAGACAGGCCGCGUUUCGAGCGGGUGCUGGGGCCGUGCUCGGACAUCCUCAAACGCAACAUCCAGCAGUACAACAGCUUCGUCUCGCUCUCCGUCUAAGACCACCUGCCCCCAUAACUUCUGUUACACGGUCCAUACAAUUUAGUUUUAAAUUUACACCUCGUAUACUUUCACGUGCUUCCCAUCAGUCAAAGCUUUAACAGCGUCUUCAUUGUUGGACAUUUAGAGCCAGACGAAAAGAGAGACAAUCAAACGUAUGCUCGUCCAAUCAAAUCACAGCAUUUAUACCAUAGAGUUUAUACCUCCAGCAGUGAAAUAAACAAAAAGACGGGAGAAAAAUAUAUUUAUAGUAAAGUUAUUUUAAGACAAUUUUGAAUUCCUUUACCCACACAGUUUUAUAAGACUAGUUUUAUAAAAUGAACUGCCUACAUAUAUAAAGAGUCAAACGGAUACAUUGUGAUUCAGCUCCUUUAAGCCUUACUGCCGAAUUUGCCCUAUACAGAUAUAUGGUCUAAUGGAAAUGGGGAUAAUAUGCUAUUUUACUGUAUUUGUUCUUUACAUCAUUUCUCUGUUAUCAUUCCAGCACACCGUCUGUGUUUUGUUUCUUAUUGUAGUAAUUCUGUAGUCUGGUCAUUCCCUUGCAGUAUCUGUAUUUUAAGGUUUUAAAAUGAUAUUAGUUUCUUUUCUGCUAAAAAGCCAGUGCCAAACAUUGGACAGAGCCUCAUUUCUUAACUUGAAUUUUGCUUCUAGCAGUGAAUGGUGCCGCAUCGCUGAUACACUGAUAAUAUUUCAUUUGUAUUUUUAAAUCGCAUGCGUGCUAUCACUGAAUGAAUCUAGCUUUCAAGUUGAAUGUUUCAGUAUUCACCUUUUUGUCAGUAUAAGCCGAAAAAGACGUUUUAUUUUAAUAAGCUUAUUUUUCCAUAAAUGAUGCAUUAAUGUAUAAGUGUUUCUAUGGUUAUUUUUAAUCGGCUUGUAGCGAUUUCAAUGUUAAGAUGAAAAUGAAGUGAUAAUAAUAUAAAUGCUGGGCUCUUUGGUUUUCUGGUACUGUAUGAAAACAAGAGUCUUGCAAAUUUCAUUAAAGCUAUUCUUGUAAAUCAACUUGAAUUGAACACACCAGUACAUACAAUGUUUGUUUGUUUGUUUCUUUAUCUGAGCACAAAGAGUUUUUAGUUAAGACCAUGAGUAAUUUGAUGUGGUGUUAUUGAGGAUUUGUUUUGCUAUUCAUCUUUUUUGUUAAACAGUCAAUCACACAGUUUGCCCUUUUUUAUUUAUAGUAUGUUCCCAGUUUAAGUUUUUGAUACAUGUAAAGAUUAAAACAGUUUACCACGAA